Messenger RNA from Mandrillus leucophaeus (drill), 921 nucleotides. RefSeq names its product aldo-keto reductase family 1 member B10-like. Bases 79 to 597 code for a protein of 172 amino acids. Gene Ontology annotation, molecular function: oxidoreductase activity. The record is from RefSeq and is a predicted model, not a curated record. Lineage: Eukaryota; Metazoa; Chordata; Mammalia; Primates; Cercopithecidae. The transcript has 7 exons.
GGGGAUAACAUUUCUCCCAGAGAUGAUAAAGGUAAUGUCAUCGGUGGAAAAGCAACGUUCUUGGAUGCCUGGGAGGCCAUGGAGGAGCUGGUGGAUGAGGGGCUGGUGAAAGCCCUUGGCAUCUCCAAUUUCAACCACUUCCAGAUUGAGAGGCUCUUGAACAAACCUGGACUGAAAUAUAAACCAGUGACUAACCAGGUUGAGUGUCACCCGUACCUCACGCAGGAGAAACUGAUCCAGUACUGCCACUCCAAGGGCAUCACCGUUACAGCCCACAGCCCCCUGGGCUCUCCAGAUAGACCUUGGGCCAAGCCAGAGGACCCUUCCCUGCUGGAGGAUCCCAAGAUUAAGGAGAUUGCUGCAAAGCAUAAGAAAACCACAGCCCAGGUUCUGAUCCAUUUCCAUAUCCAGAGGAAUGUGAUUGUGAUCCCCAAGUCUGUGACACCGGCACGCAUUGUUGAGAACAUUCAGGUCUUUGACUUUAAAUUGAGUGAUGAGGAGAUGGCAACCAUCCUCAGCUUCAACAGAAACUGGAGGGCCUGCACCGGGUUGCAAUCCUCUCAUUUGGAGGACUACCCCUACGAUGCAGAAUAUUGAGGUUGAAUCUCCUGGAGACAUUACACAGGGGAUUCUCUUUCUUCACUGAAGUGUGACUAUCUCCACUCACGUCCUAUUUUAGCCAAGCUUAUCUGAGAUCACAGUGAACUUCAUCCUGCUGUAGACCAGAAUGGAGGUGCUGUUUUAGACAUGUAUUUCUGUAUGUGCAACUAGGAUCAGAAUAUCACAGAAAAACAUGGCUUGAAUAAGCAGAUGACAAUUUUUUCCACUUCUCUGAUCUGAACAAAUAUUUGUUAAGCACAAGAAAUUCUGCCAACACUGAGGAUGUAAAGAUCAAUAAUAAAAAAUAAUGAUGGUAACCAA